This is a messenger RNA of Oncorhynchus keta (chum salmon), 11131 nucleotides long. RefSeq names its product AP2-associated protein kinase 1-like. Gene Ontology annotation, molecular function: ATP binding; protein kinase activity. Gene Ontology annotation, biological process: protein phosphorylation. Bases 859 to 4299 code for a protein of 1146 amino acids. The transcript has 21 exons. Lineage: Eukaryota; Metazoa; Chordata; Actinopteri; Salmoniformes; Salmonidae. The record is from RefSeq and is a predicted model, not a curated record.
AAUUCCCUGGUCUCAUUUAGGUCAACGUCACUCAGAUUAGUGUAUUUAUUUUUAUUUUCAAAAUUUAGCAUAGUACACGGUCAUUCGCGACGAAGAACCAAGUAAAGCUAGAAAGAUUUUCUCAGAUAUUUCGAAGGUGCAAAUAUUAUCUACGGUGUCACUUGCCUGAUCUAAAGCCCUACCUGCCCUAACUGAUAGUAGCGCCGAUCUGCACAUUUUGUCAUUGACGUUGCGCCCAGGCAGAUCAGUUGUUGUCCACGGGAGUAAAGCUGGCUAUGAAUUAGUAGCUAUUGGGACACCAACGUAGCUAACGUUGGUCAGCUAAUUAGCCAAUGCUCGAAGAGAAAGCAGGGAGUAUUCAGGAGUCUACACCAAGAGCUCUGGAGAAACGGGUGAAAUAGCUAGCUAAAUGCCUUUACGCUGAAAAUGGGUGAUGACGUUUGUAAAUAACUAGAACAAGCUGGCCAGAGUAGCUAGCUAGCUUAGCAGUUUGCCAACACAACUGUCAAAGCCAGCUAGAUAGGGAUUUAUUUGCUACCACUAGCUAACUGAUUGUCCAUUGCUAAUGUUAUAGCAAUAACCUUAGUUAAUAGCUAGCCCGUGUCAACGCAUAUGCUGAUAGUGAGUUAGCUAGUUGGCUAUUUAGCUAGCUAGCUAUUAUGACAGUCGACACCUUGAUAGCUAGCUAGCUAGCGCCUGGAAAUCGAACGAGAGGGCUCUUCAAUAAGAUAGCUAGCUUGUUAACUAACCUAAAUUGGCUACGGUCAUUCAAUUAUCCAAAUCGAAUAGCUAGCUAGGCGUUCUUGUGGAUAGGUAUUGGUUGCAAACCAAUCGGCACUUGGCUUUCACCACCGGAAAAUGAAGAAGUUCUUCGAUUCGCGCCGGGAACUUGCGAGUUCCGGGCCUGGUUCUGGAGCAGGUGGCAUUGGGUCGAGCAGCAGCGGUGGCAGUUUUAUUGGACGGGUUUUCACCAUUGGACGGUAUCAAGUGACCGUUGAUGAAACUGUUGCUGAAGGAGGCUUUGCCAUUGUGUUCCUGGUGCGGACCAACCAGGGGGUGCGCUGUGCUCUGAAGAGGAUGUACGUCAACAACGAGCACGACCUGCAGGUCUGCGAGCUGGAGAUCCAGAUCAUGAGGGACCUCGUGGGCCACAGGAACAUUGUGGGUUUCCUGGACUCCAGUAUAACUGCAGUGGGAGCAGGAGAUGUCUGGGAGGUCCUCAUCCUCAUGGACUUCUGUCGUGGUGGUCAGGUGGUGAACCUGAUGAAUCAGCGUCUGCAGACAGGCUUCACUGAGCCAGAGGUGCUGCAGAUCUUCUGUGACACCUGCGAGGCCGUGGCCCGACUCCACCAGUGCAAGACGCCAAUCAUCCAUCGAGACCUCAAGGUGGAGAAUAUCCUGCUCCAUGACCGGGGACACUAUGUGUUGUGUGACUUUGGCAGUGCCACCAACCGCUUCCAGAACCCUCAGACAGAGGGUGUUCCACUGGUGGAGGAGGAAAUCAAGAAGUACACUACUCUGUCAUACCGAGCCCCAGAGAUGAUCAACCUCUAUAAUGGCACGGUCAUCACUACAAAGGCAGACAUCUGGGCUAUGGGAUGCCUGCUGUAUAAGCUGUGCUACUUCACCCUGCCGUUUGGGGAGAGCCAGGUGGCUAUCUGUGAUGGCAGCUUCACUAUUCCAGACAACUCUCGCUACUCUCCGGACAUGCACUGCCUCAUCAGAUACAUGCUGGAGCCUGACCCUGAGAAGAGACCAGAUAUCUACCAAGUGUCCUACUUCUCCUUCAGGCUUGCCGGGAUAGAAUGCCCCAUCCGGAACGUACAUAACUCCCCUAUUCUUACAAAACUCCCCGAACCAAUCAGAGCCAGCGAAGCUGUGGCCAGAAAAAGUCAAUCCAAAGCCAGGCUCACAGACCCUGUCCCCACAAUGGAGACCUCCAUCGCACCCCGUUCACGCCCCAAAGCUGGAGGGACCCAGCCCAUUGGCAUCCUGCCCAUCCAGCCAGCCCUCACCCCACGCAAGAGACCCAACGUGGCUGCAGGAGGGCCCCAGCCCAUAGGUGUUUUAUCCGCCGCCCAGCCUGCUGCUGCUGUCCAAUCGGUUCAUCAGGCACCUACUGCACAGGCCACAUCCCCACUGGCUCAGACCACCUCUUCGCAACCCAUGGCCACGCCCCAGCACCAGCAGGGUCUCUUCAUGAAGCAGCAGGCAGCAGCCUUUUUCAGCCCACAUCAGCAAGUCAACCAGCAUCAGCUGGUGCAGACCCUCUACAAACGGCAGCAGCCUCCCAUGCCGGCCCCCCAGAGCUCUGUGGCUGUGCAGCCCAAAGCUAAUCCUGUUGCUCCUCUGCAGCCACCAGCCGGCCCUGUGCCCCCCUCCCCCCAAACAGCAGCUCCCCCUCAGCCUGCAGCCACAGGACCUGCUGCACCUGAUUCCAACUCUGACUGUGACUCUGAGCCCACGCCUCUGGCAUCUGGCCGUGGGCUCCACAAGGUUGGCUCCCUGACACCCCCCUCCUCCCCAAAGAUGGGCCCCCGGGGUGGCCACAGGCGCAUACUGAGCGAUGUCACCCACAGUGCUGUGUUUGGGGUCCCAGUCAGCAGGUCCACCCAGCUACUGCAGGCGGCUGCAGCCGAGGCCAGCCUCAACAAGUCCAAGUCAGCCAGCACCACCCCCUCUGGCUCCCCCUGCUCCUCCCAGCAGAGUGUGAACCAGCCAGGUGAGGGCGGUGCCCAGACAGCUCCCUUUGCACCGUCUGGCAGCUGGAACCCGUUUGGUGACGACAACUUCUCCAAGCUCACUGCUGAGGAGCUACUCAACAAGGAUUUUACCAAGCUGGUCGAGACUACAACAGGGGAGAGGGCCAGCCUCUCCACAGAGAACCUCAUUCCAGGUCUGCAGCCUGUCUCUGCUGCUGGUGCUACAGGCAAGGCUUUCCCAGCUGAGAGAUCUGCUGACAUCCUGAGUUUGGAUGCAGGCUCAGAGAUGUUGAGUGGCCCGGACCCCUUUAAAACACACUCCCUCUCUGACACCCCAGAGAAGCUGAUUGAGGGACUGAAGUCCCCUGAGACUUGUCUGCUGCUCCCUGACCUUUUGCCCCUGGCUGACCCCUUCAGCAGCUGUGGAGAGGGCAACAGCAAUGCUGCAGCUAAGGCUGAUACGAAUGUGGACUCUCUGAUCCUGGGUCUGGACACAGCCUCCGCCAGCCUGCCAGACCCUCUAGCAGGGGAGGACUCUCUGCUGGGCUGCUCUCUGCUCUCUCACACCUCCACCCCUGGGGUUCAAACUGUCUGUGUACCUCCAUCCUCCUGCUCCUCUGCCUCCUGUCUGGAUGAGCUGGCUUCUAUCUCAUUUGGCACUGCCCAAGCACCUGCUGACUCUGCUUACCUCAUGUCGGGCUUCCAGCCACCCGAGGCUGGGGAGAAGGGCACUGAGGACGAGUUUGACCCCAUCCCUGUGCUCAUCUCCAAAAACUCCAACAACCAAGAGCUGAAAGGGGUGAGUAAUGGUUACGCUGUGCUGGACGAGGGGGGUUCUGAAAUUGAGCUGCCUGGAGAAGGUCACAGAGCAAACGAAGGCUGUAUCCACUCCAGCGAUGAUGAGGAGGAAGAUGAGAGAGUGAAGGAGGAACAGGGCAGGAGGGCCAGUGAGAGUGACGUGGUUCAUGACUGCAGUGGCUCCAGACCUUUGCUGCUGGAUUCAGAUGAAGAGGAGGCGCAGGGGUCUGAAUUACUCCUCCCAUCCUCCCAGCCAUCCCUAUCACACCCACAACUCUCCACUUCCUCCCACCAACCUACCCCAUCCCUCUGUGCCCCAUCCCUGAAUCAUUCCCACCAGAUGCCACAGCAAGCCAGGGUGGUUAAGGUUGUCCCUGAUGUCUUCUUCAAAUCCCCCUUCAGGAUUGAACAAGAGGAGGCAGGCGACGUGUUCGCAAAUGCCCCCUUCCAACGUCCCCCUGUUGUGGCUCAACAGCAUCCAGACGUCUUCCUGCAGGCCCCCUUUGUGAAGCCCAAGACCCAGCACCUUCACCCAGCUGUGGUUCACCCUGUGGCCCCUGAACCAGCCCUCUUGAGCCAGGUGGCCACACAGCCUUUCCGCCCACAGGCCCUGGCUAAGUACUCCCGACACUUUGAGGGCCCCUUGCCUCACCAACCUGUGACAGCUCAGAGGGUGGUGUCCAAUGUGAGCAGGCAAGCUGCUGUGGGCCCCUUAAACUCCUGGACUUCAGAGGUGAACUCAGUAGACCCCUUUGUCUCUGCGCCCUUUCACAUCAAGGCCCCACAAGAAAAGCCCUGAAAGAUCCCAUCCUUCCCUACAGGGAAGCGGAGCCAGCAUUGGAGCCCACACCUGUGCACACUACACUAAGGCAUACACACUGCAUGCUGUCACCUGCACCGGGGCUGGACUGCAAGGCAGCAUAGAACUCUUAAGAUCUUGUCCUUACAAACUUCGAUCAUUCUAGAUAUUGAGCAAGGUCAUCAAUGUGUUUUUUUGCUGCAGUAGAAUUGAGGUGGGUCCUCAUUUAUAAAUGCUGUGUAUACACAAAAUAUGCCACAAAACAUGCAUGCAGCAGUUUAAGAAAAAGUUGUCAUUUAUAAAAACUGGACUUGACGUGAGAAUGUGAUUAUCCUGCCUCCAUGCGUAUGCAGUUUCAAGUGGUUGAAUUUUUGCAAUGCAAUUAAGUAGCAUAGUAGCCUUGUGCAUGAAUACAGUGGCCUUCAGAAAGUAUUCAUACCCCUUGACUUAUUCCACAUUUAGUGAAUUAUGUGAAGCCUGAAUUCUAAAUGGAUGUUUACCCAUCUACACACAAGAACCUAUGACAGUGAAAACAUGUUUAUAGAAAUGUUGCUCAUUUAUUGAAAAUUAAAUACAGAAAUCUCAUUUACAUAAGUAUUCACACCCCUGAGUCAAUACAUGUUAUAAUCACCUUUGGCAGUGAUUACAGCUGUGAGUCUUUAUUAGUAAGUCUAAGAGCAUUGCACACCGUAAAUGUACAGUAUUUGCACAUUAUAUUGUUUGGUGAUCAUUGCUAGACAGACAUUUUAAGUCUUGCCAUAGAUUUUCAAGCUGAUUUAAGUCAAAACUAACUAGGCCACUCGGGAACAUUCAGUGUUGUCUUGGCCUUCUGAAAGGUGAAUUUGUCUGUUGGAAAGCAGACUGAGUCAGCUUUUCCUCUAGGAUUUUGCCUGCGCUUACCUCUAGUAUAAUUUUAUUCCCUAAAACUCCCUAGUCCUUGCCAAUGACGAGCAUACCCAUCAUGAUGCAGCCACCACCAUGCUUGAAAAUAUAGUCAUACUCAGAUGUGUUGUGUUGGAUUUUCCUCAAAUAUAACGCUUUGUAUUCAGGAUAUAAAGUAAAUUUCUUUGCCACAUUUUUGGCAGUUUCUUGCAAACAGGAUGCAUGUUUUGGAAUAUUUUUAUUCUGUACAGGCUUUUGUCAUUUAGGUUAGUCUUGUGGAGUAACUACAAUGUUGAUCCACCAUGCUCAAAGGGAUAUUCAAUGCUUGUUUAUUUUGACCCAUCUACCAAUAGGUGCCUUGCUUUGCGAGGGAUUUUAAAACCUCCCUGGUCUUUGUGGUUGAAUAUGUGUUUGAAAUUCACUGCUCAACUGAGGGACUUUACACUUAUCUGUAUGUGUAGUGUACAGAGAUGAGAUGGUCACUAAAAAAAUCCUGUUAAACUAUUGCACAGUGUGAGUCCAUGGAACUUGUGACUUAAGACUAUUUUUAUUUAGGUUGCCAUAAAAGAGAUGACUCGACAUUUCAGCUUUUCAUUUUUUUCUUAAUUUUUUAACAUUUCUAAAAACAUAAUUCAACUUUCACAUUAUGGGGUAUUGUGAGUAGCCCAGUGAGACAAUCUCAAUUUAAUUAAUUUUAAGUUCAGGCUGUAAAAUAAAAUAGCCAAAUGUGGAAAAAUUCAAGGGGUGUGAAUACUGAAUUCUGAAGCCACUGUAUAUAAUAAUACUCAAAUUCAUAACAAAAACAGGUAGCUAAAUAUAACAAGAUACAGUAAUUUGUCAUUAGUGAGAUGAGCAAAAAUCUACUUAUUUUCUUUGCAUUCUAAAAUAAUUAGAAAAGUCAUUUUUCAUUUCCAUGACCAUUUCAUAAUUAAUUCCUCACCUUUUCUGACUAAUGGCUUCAUAUUCACAAAAUUGCCUAAAGCAAGUUAUUAUAGGCUCCAAUUUAGCCCAUUUCUCAAUUAAUUAAACCCACUUUACAAUAGUAAAUAGAUUAGCUAUUUCAAGUAUUUUGCUCUAUGCAAUCCGACGUGAAGCUCAGUUUAACGGUAGAAGAGACGGUUCCUUUUCCAUUAACGUUUGUAGGCUACCUCUGAAUACUGUGCUGUCAAAUUUCUCAGGUAGACAAUAUUUCAUUUAUAAACAUGCAUACACAGAGUACACGAAACAUUAAGAACACCUUCCUAAUAUUAAGUUGCACCCCCCUUUUUGCCCUCAGAACAGCCUCAUUUCGUCGGGGCAUGGUCUCUACAAGGUGUCGAAAGCAUUCCACAAGAAUGCUUCCCACAGUUGUCAAGUUGGCUGGAUGUUAUUUGGGUGGUGGACCAUUCUUGAUACACACGGGAAACUUGAGUGUGAAACCCAGAAGCGUUGCAGUUCUUGACACAUUGGUGCACCUGGGCUGGCACCUACUACCAUACCCCGUUAAGAGGCAUUUAACUCUUUUUGUCUUGCCCAUUCACCCUCUGAAUGGCACACAUACAAACCAUGUCUCAAAUCCAUCUUUAACGCGUCUCCUCCCCUUCAGCUACACUGAUAGAAGUAAAUGUAAUAAAUGACAUCAAUAAGGAUUAUAGCUUUUACCUGAAAUUCACCUGAUCAGUCUGUAAUGGAAAGAGCAGGUGUUCUUAAUGUUUUGUACACUCGGUGUAUAGGCUUAUCAUAAUCAUUGCAGAAUACAUUCCUUACCUUUUCUGUCCAAGUUGAGUUCAUAUUUCUGACACAGCCAUACAAUAAAUGCAUUUAAACGCAGUUUUACACAAUUCCUGACAUUUAAUCCUAGUAAAAAAAUCCCUGUCUUAGGUCAGUUAGGAUGACCACUUUUAUUUAAAAAAUGUGAAAUGUCAGAAUAGUAGAGAAUUAUUUAUUUCAGCUUUUAUUUAUUUCAUCAUAUUCCCAGUGGGUCAGAAGUUUACAUAGACUCUAUUAGUAUUUGGUAGCAUUGCCUUUAAAUUGUUGAACUUGGGUCAAACGUUUUGGGUAGUCUUCCCACAAUAAAUUGGAUGAAUUUUGGCCCAUUCCUCCUGACGGAGCUGAGUCAGGUUUGUAGGCCUCCUUGCUCGCACACACCUUUUCAGUUCGGCCCGCACAUUUUCUAUAGUAUUGAGGUCAGGGCUUUGUGAUGGCCACUCCAAUGCCUUGACUUUGCUGUCCUUAAGCCAUUUUGCCACAACUUUGGAAGUCUGCUUGUGGUCAUUGUCCAUUUGGGAGACCCAUUUGCGACCAAGCUUUAAAUUCCCGACUGAUGUCUUGAGAUGUUGCUUCGAUUUUAUCCACAUAAUUUUCCUCCCUCAUAAUGCAAUCUAUUUUGUGAAAUGAUACAGACCAUGUCUCUUUCCUGAGCGGUAUGACCGAUGCGUGGUCCCAUUGUGUUUAUACUUGUGUACUAUUGUUUGUACAGAUGAACGUGGUACCUUCAGGCGUUCGGAAAAUUCUCCCAAGAAUGAAUCAGACUUGUGGAAGUCUUUUUUUUCUUCUGUCUUUCUGAUGUCUGUGCAAAAAAAUACAGCCACAGGUACACCUCCAAUUGACUCAAAUGAUUUCAGAAGCUUCUAAAGCCAUGACAUUAUUUUCUGUAAUUUUCAAAGCUGUUUAAAGGCACAGUCAACUUGGUGUAUAUACAUUUCUAACCCACUGGAAUUGUGAUAGUGAAAUAAUCUGUCUGUAAACAAUUGUUGGAAAAAUUCCUUGUGUCAUGUACAAAGUAGAUGUCCUAACCGAUUUGCCAAAACUAUUAGAAAUUUGUGGAGUGGUUGGAAAAACAAGUUUUUAAUGACUCCAACCUAAGUUUAUGUAAACUUCCGACUUCAACUGUAUACUGCAUAUCCCGUUCUGGGCUCAACCGCUCAGAUUUGACCCUCUGCUCUUAUACUUAGUCCAUUCCCCAUUGCUCUGAGAUGCCCAGUAAGAAUUCCCAUGACAGCUCUGGUCUCAGGGUGAUGAGAGGAAGGCCUCCUUUAGUGGUUCCUCUGUGUCUUUACUUCCAAAAUAUCAGAAGUAUAUCUGAUGAGCAUUUUAGCCCAUUGAGUGAUGUACACUUUUUUUACUAGGUAGGUUAAAUGUACCUCUAGCAGUGCGGUCAUAUUUGAUAAUGUAUUAUAAUGUUAAUCAGAUGCUGGAUUGUUUGAGUUUUAGCCUUUUUUUUUAUCCUUCACUGAUUGCUAUCUUAGUCACUGUUAGUUGUUUUACAUGGUCACGUGACUGUCAGUGCUACAAAAGUCAGCCUUAUGUAUCUACAUGCAGGGCAUACAGUACAGAACAUACCUUAGAGGUGAAAGGUCAGAGUUUCUCCUUACGCUUGUCCUUUCUUGUGGGUGCCUCUGCUGUAUUUGUUUGUUGGUUUACUUUAAUUUUGGACUGAGCAGGUUGCUAAUGCUGUAGAAGUGAAGCCUUAAGUCCUCCACUCUCACAAUCAGCACUAUCGGCAAAGUCACUCACAAUCAGCACUAUCGGCAAAGUCACUCCCAAUCAGCACCUCUGCUUCACUCCCAAUCAGCACCUCUGCUACACUCCCAAUCAGCAUCUAAUGCUACGUUCACUGGAACUCUAUACAUUCACAAUCAUGUUCUCAAUCCGCACUUCUACAUUAUACCUGCACUUGAGUCACCGAUUCAAGAUUUGUAAAUGUGAUGUAGUUAAGCCUUGUUCACACUGCAGGACUUAAUGCUCAAAUCGUUUUGGAAUACUGUUUUGGAAUACGGACUGUCCAAACAGCAAGUUACAAGUGACCAUGUGUUCAGAUAAGUCAUUUCCUGACAUGGCUAUGCAAGUGUGUGAGUGCACAGUGUUAUAGGGUGAUUGGUGGUGCUCGUGCUUCUAUCACUCAGAAGUUAUGUAGCAAGCUAAGGUGACAACAAUAGAUGCAGUAAAGAGAUCAAUAGAAUUUGACCAAAACAAUGGAAAACGCGUAGGGGGGAUGCCGUGGGGGAAAGAUCCCACACUUUAUUUGAUUUAUUAGGAUCCCCCUUAGCCGACGCCAAUGGCAACACCUAGUCUUACUGGGGUCUGACACAACGAAAAAGCCAUUAAAAUGUACAUACAUUUAAAAACAUUAACAUGUAGUGUAUCAGUUACACACAUGUCAGUACAUACACACAAGUAGAAUCACCUCAUUUACUGCAUGUAAGCCUGCCAUUAACAUUUCCCGUUGCUUUGAAUGUUAAUCAUAAUGUAGGAAUACUUUUAGAGCUGCAAAGGAUAUAAGAUGAACCAACUUUCAAAACAAGUCCUUUUUGGCUAUCCACAGCAGUCAGCUAGGUAGCAGUUUAGCGUUCUAGUACAUUCACUCAUUUGUUUGUAAACAACAAGCUAGUUAGCUACCACAUUCUUGUCAUGUCAACAGUAGCUAGCAAGAAACAAGAUAUGCCAAAUAACAGUAAAAACCACUUGAUGACAAAUUAGAUUUGACCGUUCUGACUUAAUUCGCAUGGACAGGAAUCAGAUUUGUAUCUGAUUUCAAACCACCUACAAAGGUGUUUUCAAAUGUGGCUUGAAAUAUGAUUCCAUGUGCUUUUUGGCUGUUCAGACUGCAGGAAAAAUAAAAGAUUAGACUUGGAUAUGCUGAAAAAUAAGAUUUGAGUCAUUUCAAACUACCAGUGUGAACAAGGCUUUAGUUUAGACCGAUGGCACCUCACACUAUUUAUACCUUUAAGAAUCAGCACCCCCUAGCAGAACAUACCAGAAUAACUACAACCCUUGUCAAGCACCUCAAGCAAAACACAGUUGAACUGUAACUUUCACUUGUGGCGUCAGACACCUGCCUACACAUGCUCAGAAUACACAUCCAAGUAAAUGGUCAACACAUGCUUUCAUCAUGCUCUUCUACACCAGAUUUUGCAUUCCUUCUGUUUUUGUUUUCUCCAUAGCCAUAUGAAAUGCUGAUAUGGUCUUCUGCUGACUAUUCAAUAACCUUGAAGCACUUUUCAAUGUUUGCUAUCCACGACUCUGCAUAUUACCUGGUCAUGGUGGGGACCAAUAGAGGUUUUAAACUACUUGAUCCAAAGUAAGAACCGCUGUCUUAAAAUUAGUUGUUAAUUAUUUGUUUUAUUACUUUGUACAACACUUGUAUAUGUUUGUUAAUCUGCAGUGCAAAUGAAGAAUGCACACUGCAUCAGCAGUAAUAAUUUACUCGACAAUAGUUUAUUUUAGCAACUAUAGUAUUUACACAGUAGCUUUGAUAGGAAUUAGCUUGCAAAAAAACAAAUAGUGUGCCAGAAGUUAGAUUGUAAUUUACUCUGCCAAUUGUCCAUUGUGCAACAACAAAAAACCAACAUCUAAUAGAACAUACAUUUAAAGACUUUCCAAACGUGGGUAUGUUGUAGUAGACCCGCUUACCUCAUGUCAAAAUAUAAUUCCUGCAAGUGCACCGCCACACUUGCACACAAAAAUAGCAUGAACUUGUGGGCAACUUUUUAUUUUGACAUGAGGUAAGCAGAGAGGAACUGACCUCCAAUGAACUGCACGGAUCUACAAAGACCCACGUUUGGAAAUGCUUUUUAAUUAUACGUUAAAUUCAUGUUCUUUAAUUCCCCCUGCAUAAAGACUAUGCCUACAGACAAUCGACAGAGUAAGUUGAAAUUGAAUUUUAUUUAACUUCUGUCUUCCGGCUGACUAACAUUUGUUUGCCAGCUAAUUGCUAUUGUGUGAAGUUUAGUUGUUAUAAUCGUUCUUUUGUAUGUCAAUUCCUGAACAUAAUAUCAAGUCUUUGACUGUCUUUGAUUUAUGACUGACUUGUAUAGGAAAGAACAGUGGCUGAUUUAUACAGCAAGCCUCACCUGCUGAAACCUAAAAGCACCCAUAUCAAAAUACUUGUCAUGCAAAGCUUGCAUUUGAUGAACACGAAUUUGUUGUAUGUCCUUCUGUAAAGAUAAAUAAAUUAAUGCAAAGCAAGUCA